AUGAAGAACUGCUCCAUGUUGAUGCCAAUUACCUACAAGGAAUUACCGGAAACCCUGGUGAUGGAAAUUCUUUUGAUGCUUCCCGUUAAAUCCCUGAUGAGAUUUAAGUGUGUUUGCAAAACUUGGUGCUCUUCUUUUCGGACCUCAUAUUUUAUCACCAAUCAUAAAAAGAACAACCUCAAUCUACUCAUCUGGUAUGUUGACAAAGUCCCUCGCUACUCUUUGUUUUCAAUUGAAACAAAAAUUAAGAAACAUGGUGGACCUGGCGAAUUUAAUCUAAAAGUCAAAGAGAAUAUCCAUAUUCCUACAGGACAAACUGGGUUGGGUCUGUGUAAUGGCUUGCUUUGUUUGCAUGAUAGUUAUAGGAUUACCCUUUGGAAUCCUUCCACGAGAGAAGUUAAGCUUCUUCCUAAAUCCACCAUUUCAAGUCCUCCUUCCACAUCUCAUACUUCUUUUUAUUGCAUCGGGUUCGGGGGUUUGAUCUCGAAAAUUAUAUUUCAAAUUCAUUUAUACAGCCUAAAUACGGAUUCCUGGAGAGAAAUUCGUCAUCCAAAUGUUUAUAUUUAUGCUCCUGAAUUGUUUAGCACUUACCUAAACGAAAUUUACCAUUGGAAAGCGAUUGAUGAUGAUGUUGGUGAUUUGAUCCUUUCUUUUGAUAUGGCUGAGGAUGUUUUCUCGACAUUACCCUUGCCAAAUUUUGGUAUGUCUAAUGAUGAGUGUUUGUGGCAUAUCACUUCCUUCAAUGAAGCUGCUGCUGUGACUGUUUCUCCAACUACAGGCAUGGAAAACAAGUAUGACAUAUGGGUCUUGAGUGGUCAUUCAUGGACUAAACAACUUACAAUUGGGUCUAUUUUUGGGAGGCCGUUGGCGUUUUGGAAGAAUGGAGAAUUAUUGUUGGAAAGUGAAAAUGAUACAUUAGUUAUGUUUGAUACCUGCACUGGAGAGCUUCAGGAUUUUGGAAUCACAUGCCUAAGUACACAAGGCAGCUAG
Molecule: messenger RNA, 990 nt
Organism: Theobroma cacao (cacao)
Lineage: Eukaryota; Viridiplantae; Streptophyta; Magnoliopsida; Malvales; Malvaceae
Source: RefSeq, a predicted model, not a curated record